Messenger RNA from Hemiscyllium ocellatum (epaulette shark), 1656 nucleotides. It is a transcript of the gene cntd1, whose product is annotated as cyclin N-terminal domain containing 1. The coding region runs from base 1 to 1656 and encodes 551 amino acids. Gene Ontology annotation, biological process: reciprocal meiotic recombination. The record is from RefSeq and is a predicted model, not a curated record. Gene Ontology annotation, cellular component: site of double-strand break. The transcript is spliced from 10 exons. NCBI's taxonomy places the organism in Eukaryota, Metazoa, Chordata, Chondrichthyes, Orectolobiformes, Hemiscylliidae.
AUGAGUCAGCCAUCCUUACCAUUCAGAUGGCUACAUGUAGAAAAUGUGGUCCACGAGACAAAUAAAGCUAAAGUCAGACUAAUGGUUUGGGGAUUUGAAGAGAAACUUGGUGAUCCAGAUGUUAGAAUGGAUUCCCUACUGGAAAAAAAGUUAACUUUUAAGAUCUGCUUAGUGUUUAAAAAUAUACUCCUGACUCAGUUGGUCCAACUCAUGUCUCCGAAUCACAAGCUUCUGGGUUCAGCCAAAUCAAACGACCAACGGCUCCGGCACGAGGGUGCAGCUCGAGCUCAGAAGCCGGCGACCAAGACACUGCGCAGGCGUAUUCCCGGCACAGGUGUUUGGGACGGAGCGGGAGGAGGCACAACGCGCAGGCGGAGUCGGGGUAUGCCGGCUGGGCGCAGGCGUAGUACAGUUGUUUCCACCUCCGCCCCCACCCAGAAGCACCUUAGCAUUCCAGGUCUUGUGACAACCCAAAGUCGAUGCGUUCCUUGGGACCUGCAACGUUUGCGCAAUCACUGGCACUUAACCCGAGGAAGGCCGAAAGGUUGUGUUGCCAUGAAUAAAGUGGUGGUUGUAAACACAGAGGAAAGCCAGAGCUGCAGCAAAAAUACUCCAGAGCUGUCCUUCAGCGCUGUAACCCCCGAGAUGUUGGAAGAGUUUCUGGUUGAUGUGGCCAAGGAGAAUGAAAAUAACCUGCUGAACCUCUCUCAGCACGCAGGCUGUUUCAAAAAAACAACCUUAAUUGAAUUUGUUUUCCUUCUUUGUGAACAACUGGGACUUCAUCAGGUUACAGGUUAUCAAGCUGUGGAGCUAUUGGAAAGGUUUAUGAUUCGAUACAUUGAAAAACUAUAUUCAUCUACUUGCACAGGAUCUGACAAAAGUACAGAAAAACUUGGUUGGGAACAAUUGCAGGAUAUAAUCCAAGAGCAUUUUGUGCUACGGAUCAUGUCAUGUGUUCAAAUAGCAAGCAAAAUGUCAUUUCAUUACCAGAUUGUCAACAUUAGUAUGGCCCUGAAGGUUCUCCAGUCACUUGGUUGCUCAUAUAAGAAAGAAGACUUUCUGGAAUCAGAAUUGCUUGUCCUUGAAACUUUGAAUUUUCAAGUCAAUGUCCCUUCCCCUUUCACUCACACUGAAAUACUAUUAGAAGUCAUGGGGUACAAUGAUCCAUCGGUUCCCGUUAAGUAUCUACACUGUAUUUCCCUAAAGGUGCUAAAAUUUGUUUAUCUCAUGAGAAACACCAUUUACGAAAACUUACUCAAAAUUGCUAUUGAAAAUUCUACACCUAGUGAACUCCAAAGAGCAAAAUUUUUGACGGUAAAGGAAGAUUGCAUGCUUCUAGCUGUUGGGGUCAUUGGAACAAGUGCAUUCAUACUGAACUACACACCAUGGUUCAAGGUUGUGCAGCAGCUGGCUUCAAUUAGUGGUGUAACAGAAGAGAGCAUCUCUGAGUUUUCUCAAAUAAUAUUAAACAACAUUUUUCCUGGAGUACUGAGUGUCAUCAAGUCAGAUAUACAUGCUAGAAAUGAUAAAAACAGCACUUUGUUUCAGUACCACUGUGUCAUUCCUUCCCCCAUUUUUCACCAGCUAUUCUGUGACUUUGCCAUGAGAUUGCCACUAAAAGCAACUUUGGAUUACUGCCAGUUCAUUCAGAAUUAG